This is a messenger RNA of Orbicella faveolata, 3462 nucleotides long. Its product is annotated as serine/threonine-protein kinase Nek8-like. Gene Ontology annotation, biological process: protein phosphorylation. The record is from RefSeq and is a predicted model, not a curated record. NCBI's taxonomy places the organism in Eukaryota, Metazoa, Cnidaria, Anthozoa, Scleractinia, Merulinidae. Gene Ontology annotation, molecular function: ATP binding; protein kinase activity.
GAAAACAACCGGGCGCCAUUUUCGAAAUAUUUUAAUGACCAUCGUGCCAAGGUUAAGAGAACUGAAACAGAAGAAAUGUUCUACUCAGUUAUUCCUUUUACUUCAUUCCCCAAAGCCCACUGAGAUCAUCAUCGAUAGUGCUACGUUACGGCCAGGCUUAUGUGCUGUGCAUGAAAAAACUUAGACUAAAUUAGCUAAAGCUUCUAAAAUAUAUUUAAUUUUGCCUUGGAAACAAACUGAGGCUUUGAACUGCCUGGAAUAGUAAUCAUAUUUGUCAUAAGGGACGCACAGCAAUAACAAGAAAUCGACUGACUUUAAAGUAACUAAAUUACACAAACCUUCAAAUCUAGGUUAUCAGUGUGCCCGUCAUGUCCCCAAAAGUUUUCUGCCGUUACAUCUUCAUCUUCUUUGGCUGUUUUCUCGGAAUUCUUUGUCUUUCGCUGUUUUCUGGCAAGGAGCUUUCUCUGCUGUUGUUCCUGUAUUAACUGGAACUGUUGCCGCAACGAUUCGGACGCAUCUAAACUCAUAUUUUUAAAAGAUUUUAGGUGGAAAAUUCGUGUGUUUGUGCGACAUAUUUGUUGGCAACAGGCAAAGUUGUCGUGCUCAGUCCUCUCUCUCCCUUGUCUUCCAAACGAGGUUCGCUCGCAGUGGUCAUGUUGUCAUCUCAGUCAGACCAGCCAAGUUCUUGUCUAUCCGAGCAGUUUGUCUUUCUAAGCCUAGGGUAAACAUGGAAAAAUACGAGAAAAUCAAGAUUAUCGGCCGUGGGGCUUAUGGCACCGUUUAUCUCUGUCGACGUAUUUCCGAUGGAUGUCACUUCAUCAUCAAGCAAAUUCCAGUCGAAGAAAUGAGUAAAGAGGAAAGACAAGCCGCUAUGAACGAGGUAGAUGUUUUGAAAAGGCUAACACACCCGAAUAUAAUCUCCUAUUUAGAAAGUUUUUUCGAGGGAAGGGCCUUAAUGAUCGUGAUGGAGUAUGCUCAAGGAGGAACCAUGUUCAGCUUUCUUGAAGAACGGGAAGGGAAGCUUUUGGACGAAGACGAAAUCAUACGACUGUUUGUACAAAUCUUGUUGGCUAUCCAUCAUGUCCACCAACGAAACAUCCUUCACAGGGAUCUCAAAACUCAGAACAUCCUUUUGAACAAGACGAGGAAAAUUGUGAAGAUCGGAGACUUUGGCAUAUCAAAAAUUUUGAGCAGCAAAAGCAAGGCUAACUCUGUUGUAGGUACCCCAUGUUACAUUUCGCCAGAACUGUGCGAAGGUAAACCGUAUAAUCAAAAAAGCGAUAUUUGGGCUCUUGGAUGUGUACUUUACGAGCUGGCCACGUUAAAGAAAGCGUUCGAGGCGACCACUUUGACUGCUUUAGUGAUGAAAAUUAUGAAAGGAAACUUUAUUCCUAUUUCAGAAAGGUACAGUGAGGAUUUCAAGAAGCUUGUUCUCAGCAUGCUUCAAAUUGAUCCCACGAAAAGACCAACCCUCCGACAGAUCAUGGCUCAGCCACUCAUAGUGAAUGCACUGUUUAAUGUGUGCACUGAUGUUGGACGAGUGCCAUGUAACAGAACCCCAAGACCUAUGGCAGGGAUAUCCGCUGCCAUACCCCCAGCACGUGGACGAUCUUCAAGCAGCAGUCGGCCCACAGGCAAUCAAAUCUAUCGCACCAGUUCCACUAACUCAGCAUCUGUGAUCCUUGAGGGACUUCCAGAUUUUAAGCCACCAGAGUGCCAGUAUGUAGUGUACCACUGGGGUGGUGGCAUCAGUUCACCCACAAAACUUACAUUGCCGCAACAUGACUCAGAUGUGGUGCAGGUAGCAUCUGGGAGGACGCUGAAAACAGGAGUGACUGGCGGUGGGCGAAUGAUCAUCUGGGACUCUAACAAAAAAGCAGUGAAUGUUUCUUCAGAUGCAGCAGAUAAGGGAAUGUUGUUGGAGGAUAUGUGGGUACCAAGGUUCCUUGAGGGGCAGUCUGGAGUGACGAUUGUCCAGGUCUCCUGUGGGGAUUUGUUUGUGGCUUGUUUGACAGAUCGUGGAAUUCUCAUGACCUUUGGAAGUGGUGUGCAUGGCUCAUUGGGGCAUGGGAACCACAAUGAUGUUGUCCAGGCCAAAAUAGUAGAAGCUUUGAUUGGAUUCGAAGUAGAACAGGUAUCUUGUGGUGCUUCCCAUGUAAUAGUUGUGACAGCCGACCGCGAACUUUUUGCCUGGGGCCGAGGAGAUAAUGGCCGUCUUGGGCUUGGAAACCAACAGUCACACACGCUCCCACAACCACUGAGUCUCGAACCUGGCUUCACGGCAAGAGCUGUUAAGUGUGGAGUGGACUGCUCUUUUGUAUUAGCCCUCAAUGACAGGUUGUUAGCCUGCGGCAGCAACAGAUGUAACAAGCUGGCCUUGGACAUGGAUGACCAGACUGUUGACGAGUCACAUACCUUAAAACCUAUAACUGCUAAGGCGGUAAUGGCUGAGCCUGUUAAAGCUGUUACCAUGGGAACAUCACACACUGCAGUGCUGACUGCCAGCGGUAAAUGCCUGACAUUUGGUUCCAACUCGUUUGGACAGCUUGGGUAUGAACGCGAAGGAAGUUUGCGUGAGCCUCGGAUUGUACAAGCUUUGGAAAACAAAAAGUUGACUUUUGUGUCUUGAGGGGACACUUUCACAGUUGCAGUGAGCAAUGACAAGGAUGUGUUCACAUGGGGCAAGGGUGCUCGUGGGCGUCUGGGAGGGCAGUCGGACGAUGAUUGCUCCACACCAAAGUGUGUUGCUUUACCUGAAAAACUCAAGGUCUUGUCCGUGUCUUGCAGCCACAGUACAACAAUGGUAUGUGGAAAAGUGCUGUAACCCUAUACAGACUGGGCAUUUUCUCAUUCAUGUUUACUUACAAAGUAACGUUUUUACUGAAAUAGUGAAAAAGUUAUGAACUGUGGUAAAGUGAGUGUGGUGACUUUCAAACCCACCCAUCACCCUGGCCUGAAUAUGGUUAAAACAUUGGAUUGAUACUGACAAUACUGGGCUUGGCUGUUCAACAGCAAACCAAGGAUUGUUCAUAUAGUGUGAUCUUCUGGGUGAGUGUAGUUCUGAAAAGAACUGUUGUUGGUACACUCACCCGGACGAUCACACUAUACGAACUACUGAUACUCCUGGGUUCAAACCAUUUACUAUGAAACCAAGGAUUAACAACAAUUUUUAUUACAGUUUUGUAACUUUUCAGUUUUUAUUGUUUGUCCUUCAGUUUUGAGCAGAGUAAUCUCAAACUACAGAAAAGAAUAAGUGGUAAAAAAAAAAUUGUAAGUAAGAAAAACAAAUAUUUCUUUUAACAACCUGACCAUGUGCUGUACUUUCUUCUUGAGCCAUCUCCUUUUGAACAUUUGAAGUUCUGCUUUUUAGUGGCACCAGUGCCAAAGAUGAACUCUUGAUUUGAAAAUCUGUUUUCAGUCCAGUAUCUAUUUUUUACCUUCCUUUCUUAUCUUUUUUUUUUU